AUGGAAGCUAAAAAUCUAGGUGCUCAUCACAUCCGUACCAAAGAAAUUAAGACUUUCUUUGAAAGUAGGGAGGGAGUUAAAGGGUUAGUCGAUUCCGGAAUCACCGAGAUUCCGGGUUUCUUCAUCCAGCCACCCGAGACUUUUCCAGCAAAUUGUUCCACGGAUGCCACCUUAACCGCGCGGCUUCAAUUCCCGGUGAUAGACCUCGAAGGCUUCGAGAGCAAGUAUGUUGGACGCCACCCGCUCAAACAUGGGGCUUCUUACGAAUGGUUGAUCAUGGAGUUCCAAUUUCCACAAUGGAAGCAAGGCAACGAUCGAAACAUGAAACAAAUAGUGCAGUUGAAAGAGACAUUAUCUGAAUUGUUGUCCGAGGCUUUAGGGUUGAGGAGGAAUUACUUGGGAAGCAUUGGAGGGAUGGAAGGUGCUCUUAUUGCGUGUCAUUAUCAUCCGCCAUGUCCUCAGCCUGAGUUGACCUUAGGGACGUCCAGCCAUAUUGAUGCACCGGUUUUAACUAUACUUUUGGAAGAUAAUAUCGAUGGGCUCCAAGUUGUUCAUCAGAAUCAGUGGGUUGAUGUACCACAUCUCCAUGGAUAUUUAACUGCCAAUAUUGGUUACUUUCUGCUGAUUGUAUCAAACGACAAGUUCAAAAGUGUAACACAUAGAGUAUUAGCCGGAAGAGUGGGUCCAAGAAUCUCAGCCGCAUGUUUCUUCGCUCCGACACCUUCUCUUAGAGAUAAACCAUAUGGAGCAGCCGAUGAACUUUUAUCGGAGGAGAAUCCACCAAUUUAUAGAGGAACGAGCUUUCACCAUUAUGUUUCUUAUUUCAGGUUGAAUGGAAGAUAUUUCCUAGAUGCUACUACCAUUGCUAUCCAAAGGCAACUUCCUUGCAGUGGAUUGGCGCAGUUGGCUGUUAUCAAGGGUACGGGUAUACCGGCUAUUCUAGCACUACCUGAUGAGGUGUUGACGUUGCUGCAGGUGUCUCGCACAUGA
Messenger RNA from Hibiscus syriacus, 990 nucleotides. RefSeq names its product 1-aminocyclopropane-1-carboxylate oxidase homolog 1-like. The transcript has 5 exons. The record is from RefSeq and is a predicted model, not a curated record. NCBI's taxonomy places the organism in Eukaryota, Viridiplantae, Streptophyta, Magnoliopsida, Malvales, Malvaceae. Bases 1 to 990 code for a protein of 329 amino acids.